AUGACCAACGCCAACUUUGAUCAGCAGGUUUCAGAUCAGACCAGCAAGAUGUCGCCCGACCAGACUUCUCAUGUCGAAGACAAUGCCCCCUCCUUUGGAGUGGGUGAUGCCGAAAAGAACAGCAUGAAGCAAGGUCAAUCUGGUUUGACUACUUGGACCCCCGAAGAGGAAGCCAAGGCUGUCCGGAAACUGGACUGGUGUUUGAUUCCCUUGCUCGGCUUCCUUUACAUGGUGUCAUACAUUGACCGAGGAAAUAUUGGGAAUGCAUACACUGCCGGAAUGGGUUCGGAAUGGGGCAUUACCUCCGAUCAAUACUCCUGGCUUGUCACUAGCUAUUAUAUUGGCUAUAUUGUCUUCCAUUGGCUUAUCCUUGUAUGGAAGUUUGUCCCUAUCAGACUCUGGACUGCAUGCAUGGCAUUCGGAUGGGGCGUGAUAAGCAUGAUCCAAGCAGGUGCCACCAGUUUCGGCGGCCUCAUGACAACAAGGUUCCUCAUCGGGGCCUUCGAGGCAGGCUUUGUACCUGCCGUUGCCCUUUACAUGACCUUCUUUUAUCACCGUCGGGAGAUGGGUCUGAGAUAUGGACUCUUCAUCUCGUUCUCACCCCUGGCAAACUGCUUUGCCUCUGCCCUGGCCUAUGGGAUCGUGCAUGCUAAGACUAGCAUCGCUGAAUGGCAGCUUUUGUUCAUUGUUGAGGGAAUCCCCACACUUUUCCUGGCUGUGGCCGCCUACUUUUACCUUCCAGCUUCACCAAGCCAAUGCGUCUAUCUUGAUGAGCGUCAGAAUGCUAUCAUUGCUGCGCGCGCCAUCAAGGGUCGUGGACAAGACCAGCAGGGGAAGCUCAACUUCAGCCAAGUAUUCGCCGCCUUCUACGACUACAAGAACUACCUCCAAGCCAUCAUCAUCUUCUGCCUAAACACCGCGUUCGGCUCUCUGCCUGCCUACCUACCCACUAUCCUGACGUCCAUGGGGUUCACGUCGCUGCGUGCCCAGGGUCUGUCCGCCUGCCCUUACCUUUCUGCCUUCUUCAUCUGUAUCCUCAGUAGCUUCAUCUCCGACCGCGUCCGCACCCGAGGCAUCUUCGUCAUCCUAUUUAGCUGCGCUGGAGCAGCUGGCUAUGUCAUCCUCGCCACAGUCGAGACCACUGGCGUCCGCUACUUCGCUACCUUCCUUGUCUGUGCUGGAGUCUUCCCUGCCGUUGCACUGACGUUCACUUGGGUCACGGACAACCAAGGAUCCGCUUCUAAGCGCGGUGCCGGCCUCGCAAUCUUCGGUAUGGUCGGCCAGUGCGGCCCCAUCCUGGGCGCCCGGCUGUUCCCUAAGAACGAGGGACCGUACUAUGAGAAAGGCAUGUGGAUAUGCUGCGGUGUGCUGCUGUUCGCCGCACUGGUUGCCUUGGUUCUUAGUCUGAGUUUACGCUGGCAGAAUAAGCAGCGCGACAGCAGGCAUGGAAAGAGUGAUAUCGACCAUGUUCCGGAGGACAUUGCCGAUAUUGGUGAUGCGCACCCCAUGUACCGCUAUGUGCCUUGA
Molecule: messenger RNA, 1527 nt
Organism: Clonostachys rhizophaga
Lineage: Eukaryota; Fungi; Ascomycota; Sordariomycetes; Hypocreales; Bionectriaceae
Source: the annotation of a GenBank genome assembly